CAUAUACAUGCAUACCUGUAAAGCACAAAACCUUGAAGCGUAGCCGGGACGUUUUCUCGAGGCCAUGAGUGACCAUGUAGCUUCAAUAUCUUAGUUAGUUAUAUCACUGGACAUUGGACAAUACCUUUAUUCAGUAAACAAAGAUCUGGGCUGCAAUUCCUUUAUCGGACACACAGCUGGUGACUUUCUUACCUGUGUUGGAAUACUGCAGUUGUUAAGGAAAUAGCACUUGUUUGGAAGGAUACUGUAGGCAGAAUGGAGCUGUAGGCAUAUUGGGCAGACACCGUUCCUGCACACUAACGGACCAUUGCUGUGAUGGGGGUCCUGAGGAUGGUGUGCUUCCGUAGACGGAAAUGUCAACAUGCAAUACUCAUACUGGUUCCCGUAUCGCUACUCAUAACCUACAUCUACUUUGUCAACGACGACAGCAUCGCCCAUAUACAACAUCUACAGCGACAGGCGUUAAGGGCAGCCGGUCUGAGGUUCCAAUCGGAUGUCUCUAGCAUGUCUGGGGAGGAGAACGCGAGGGGGCGGCCAAAGCAGGUUCCCGGGGUAGGGGAAAAUGAGAAGGCCGUGGACAUUCCCCGCGGAAGGGAUCGGUUCAUGCCUGCCCCUAGCUACAGGGACGGACUUACGGACAGACUUACACACGAUGAGCAGCAUAAACUGAGGAUACAUACUGUUAAAAAAGGAGUGGAAGGGCUGAAACAGGAAGAGAAGCCUGCAUCUGAAGGUUACGAAUCACAAGGGGGUGGACAGAACCCUGGCGAGGGUGGUGGUCACGGGCCACAGCUGUCCGGCACGUGUGAUAGUGGGAAAUGUAAUCCUACAAAAGACGGCAUGCUCAACAUCCACAUCGUCGCCCACUCUCACGACGACGUCGGCUGGAAGAAGACGUACAUGCAGUACUUCAACGGGAAGUCUGGAGACUUUGGCGAGACUGGAUAUCAUGGCGGAGAGUGUACUCGCUGCAUCCUCAACUCUGUCAUCCCCCAGCUGCUGAAGGACCCCAGACGACGCUUCAUCUUUGUGGAGAUGGCCUUCCUCUCCCUGUGGUACCAAGAGCAGGACAAGCAGAUGCAGGAGGAUGUCAGGAAACUCAUCCGGGAACGUCGACUUGAGUUGAUUAUCGGCGGAUGGUGCAUGAGCGACUCAGCGACGACAUACUACGAUGACGUCAUCGACCAACACACCUACGGCUUCCAGUGGAUCGAACGCCAGUUCGGCGAGUGCGCCAUGCCCCGGAGUGCCUGGCACGUGGAUCAGUUCGGCCACUCCAGGGAACACUCAUCACUAUUCGCCCAGUUUGGCUUUGACGGGCUACUGGUGGGGCGGAUUGACGUCUUUGACCAUGAACGAAGGACAAGGACGCGGAACAUGGAGACGAUAUGGAAGACAAGUCCAGAUAACCUAGGUGACAAGACUGACCUCUUCACCAGCGUCCUGUACGACGGCUACUUCACCCCCGGCACCUACCACGGUGUAAUGGAUGCCAGAAGUCGGAACACGACCAUGGAGAGAUUCAUUGCUAUGGCAACAGAGCGGGCCAAAGGUUUCAAGACAAAUCAUGUGCUAAUCCCCUUCGGCGGAGACUUUGACUUCAGCAGCGCAUCCGUUCAUUACGACGUCAUCGACAACCUGAUCAAACAUAUAAAUGCACAGCAAAAUAACGGCGGCAAGGUGAACGUCCUCUAUUCCACCCCGACCUGCUACAUCAACAGCGUCAACAGAGAAGCGGCAACUUUUGAGACGAUAUCGACCGACUUCUUCCCCUAUGGUAUCAUCCCCAACACCUACUGGACGGGCUUCUUCACCAGCAGACCCGGACUCAAGCGCCAUGUGAAGACGGCCAGCAGCCUGUUGCAGACCUGCAAAAUGCUAGCCGUUUUUGCCGAGUUGAAAGAUUCCGAGCGCGGCGUUGAUGAUCUGAAGGAGGCUGUGGCGAUCCUCCAACACCAUGAUGCCAUUACGGGGACCGAGCAACAACACGUGACAAAUGACUACAACCUGAUACUAAGUGCUGGUGAACAGUCCUGUCAGUCCGUGGUCUCGAGGGCCUACCAGUCCCUACUAGGAGUGUCAAGCACUCUCCACUUCUGUCCACUACUCAACAUCAGCGUGUGCGGGCUGACGGAAAGCAACACUGAGUUUACAGUGCAGGUCUUCAACCCUCUGGGAUGGAACGUCACACACUGGGUUCGACUUCCGGUUCCGGUUGCAGUUUACACAGUGCUUUCCCUUGCAGCAGGAAACUUGCAAAAUCAGCUUGUGCCCAUUGCGGAUUCUACGAAACAUAUUCCAGAACGAGGUUCGUCGGUCAGUGUGGCGGAGCUAGUGUUCAAGGCCGAACUCCCCCCUCUCGGCUACAGCGUCUUCUACGUCCUAAAAGCCAGCGAUCUGAAUCUUCAACCCCAGAUAGUGGAUCACGCAGAUCAGGGCGAUAUUACCAUUGGUAAUCAGUAUUUGUCGCUUGUGGUCAGCGGUUCUUCCGGUCUUACACAGACGUUGAAGAACGUUGCAGCCGGCGUGACCAUAGACUUUGCCCAGUCUUUUCUGUAUUACAUCGGAAGUGAGGGUGGAUACAGAAUCCCUGGGGACAGGAGGGGCGGAAUGGGGGGCUUCUUCGGGGGACACAAGAGAGCGUCCGGGGCGUAUGCAUUUGUUCCCAAGGAAAAUACGCCACCAGUUAAGUUAAUGGGACGUGACGGGAAGGUCAAGGUCAAGGUGGUCAAGGGUACCAACGUCCAGGAGAUACACCAAGAGUUCAGCCCAUGGGUCAGUCAGGUGGUCAGACUGUAUGAUGGGGCGCCCUACCUGGAACUAGAGUGGACAGUUGGACCUAUACCGGAAAGUGACAGGCAGACUAAGGAGGUGAUAUCCCGGAUACAGACUAAUCUGCAGACAAAGAACACCUUCUACACAGACUCCAAUGGUCGGGAAAUGAUUACAAGAAUACUGAAUGUCCGGGAACCGUCCCCCUUUAACGUCACCUGCCCCAUAUCUGGCAACUACUACCCUGUCACAGGACGAAUAUUCAUCAAAGACGAUGAGAAGAAUGUCCAGCUGACCGUCCUUACUGACCGCUCACAGGCUGGCGCUAGUCUCCAGAAUGGGCAGAUGGAACUCAUGGUACACCGCCGAACAUUCAAGGACGAUGACCUUGGCGUAGAAGAACCGUUGGAUGAGAAGGGAGUGGAUGGAAAGGGCCUAAUAAUCAGAGGUAAGCAUUACGUGGUACUGAACAGUGUUGAACGAGCAGCGGAGGACUACCGCCAUCUGGGGCUGCGGGUGCAUCACUUCCCUACGAUGUCCUUCAUGUCGGGGGUGGACAUCAAGGGAAUCAAGACAAAGACUAGUUGGCUGAAGAGGAGCCUCCCGGACAAUGUCCAUCUCUUGACCCUUGACCGGAUCCACGGAGACCCCAACAUGCUUCUUCUCCGACUUGAGAACUGCUUUGAGACGAAGGAACGCUCGCAAACAGCUGAACUGGCUUUACAUGAUUACAUCGAGGGGAUCAAGUCAGUGCGAGAACGCAGUCUCGGAGGCAACCACAACGUCACGGGUGUCAAGCGACUACGCUGGAAGACCAUGGACGGUAUAACAACGCCAGAUCAGAUAAGCGAUGCAGUCACUGACGUCCUUCUUCAUCCAUAUAUCAUAUCAUUAAAGCCAAUGGAAAUUCGAACGUUUCAUAUACACAUAGAGCGGUCUGUGGCGACGUAACGUCAACAUAUUCGUUUAUUUGAUACCAUAUUAUGUAUAAAUGUUGUCUAAAUGAUUUCAAUUGUUGUUCGGGAUGUAAGAGAAAUGGAAAUUUGUCAGUAUUUUACAACCUGUUUAAUAUUUCGUUUCUGGUUUAAUAAAGAACACGUUCUGAAUCACAAAUCCUGAGAUUAGAUUAAGUGACUGUUCCGCUGUGGAUACAUCUUGGGAAGGUAACAUAAUUAAUAUGUAUAUAUUCUGUACAUAAAGUUUUGCGAAUGUUGGUUGUUUUGUUAGACAUGUUACAUGUGUGUUAAAUAGCUUCAGGUUAGCAAACGAAAUGAUGGGUCGAUCGGGUUACAGAAAACAAGUACGUUUAUUUUAGGCAUUACCACUAAGUCUCGAUCUUCUUUAUAACAAUGGUCAAGUGUGUCCGAAUGUGACCGGUGUGUGGACAGUGGGCUGUCCUGUGGAUAUCCUCGUUAUCGUUUAGUACUGCCUUACAGAAAGCUUGGUUUGAACACGGAUUCAAUUUUUGUAAAUAAACACAGAUAUAUAUGGAUAA
Messenger RNA from Haliotis rufescens (red abalone), 4267 nucleotides. Its product is annotated as lysosomal alpha-mannosidase-like. Gene Ontology annotation, biological process: mannose metabolic process. The transcript has 28 exons. NCBI's taxonomy places the organism in Eukaryota, Metazoa, Mollusca, Gastropoda, Lepetellida, Haliotidae. Gene Ontology annotation, molecular function: alpha-mannosidase activity; carbohydrate binding. Gene Ontology annotation, cellular component: lysosome. The coding region runs from base 316 to 3723 and encodes 1135 amino acids. The record is from RefSeq and is a predicted model, not a curated record.